Molecule: messenger RNA, 568 nt
Organism: Periophthalmus magnuspinnatus
Lineage: Eukaryota; Metazoa; Chordata; Actinopteri; Gobiiformes; Gobiidae
Product: zinc-regulated GTPase metalloprotein activator 1-like
Exons: 6
Coding region: 155-568 (137 amino acids)
Cellular component (GO): cytoplasm
Source: RefSeq, a predicted model, not a curated record
GUUACACUGCGCAACUCCCAUGGUGCAGAGCAAGCACCAUUUUUUUUAUAAGCCUUUAAUCCACUCUUUUGUUAUUACUAGACAAUUGAAGUGAUUGAUUUGAGGUGAAGCGACAACGUAUUUGUGCUGUGCUCGUGGAUUUAAGAAUUCAGUUAUGGAAGAAGAUGAUGAAUGUCCAGAGUUGGUUCCCAUUGACCCCAAGCCUCCAGUCUCUCUGGGUCAGAUACCGGUCACUAUCAUCACUGGAUAUUUAGGGGCUGGAAAAACCACACUUCUAAACUAUAUUCUGACAGAACAACACAACAAAAGGAUCGCCGUGAUACUCAACGAAUUCGGAGAGGGUAGUGCCCUUGAGAAGUCUCUUGCAGUGAGCCAGGCUGGAGAGUUGUAUGAAGAGUGGCUGGAGCUGAGGAAUGGGUGCCUCUGCUGCUCUGUUAAGGACAAUGGGCUCAAAGCCAUUGAGAACCUAAUGGAGAAAAAGGGAAAGUUUGACUACAUUCUGUUAGAAACUACUGGACUCGCAGAUCCAGGACCUUUAAAGCCCCAGGAUGUAACUUUUACAAAAUAA